Lodderomyces pseudojiufengensis is the source of this 1284-nucleotide messenger RNA. Its product is annotated as 2-(3-amino-3-carboxypropyl)histidine synthase. Gene Ontology annotation, molecular function: 2-(3-amino-3-carboxypropyl)histidine synthase activity. The transcript has a single exon. The record is from RefSeq and is a predicted model, not a curated record. Lineage: Eukaryota; Fungi; Ascomycota; Pichiomycetes; Serinales; Debaryomycetaceae. Gene Ontology annotation, biological process: protein histidyl modification to diphthamide. Bases 1 to 1284 code for a protein of 427 amino acids.
AUGAGUCCCGUGGAGAUAUCACAGCCUCUAGCAAAACCCAAAGUUGCCAAAAGCAGAUUUGUUGGAAAGAAAGGAACGAAUGAUGCGUCUAUAAUUAGAGCAAAUGAUCAACCAUUAGCCAAGAAAGAGGUGAAACGUCACAUAGGAAGAGUAAUAAAUCAAAUACCUGAGGACAUUUUGAACGAUAAAGAUUUAAACGAAGCAAUCAAACUACUACCUUCAAAUUACAAUUUCGAAAUUCACAAAACUGUAUGGAAUAUACGGAAAAAUAAUGCUAAAAGAAUAGCAUUACAAAUGCCCGAAGGACUAUUAAUAUAUUCAUUAAUAAUAUCAGACAUACUAGAAGAAUUCUGUCAAGUUGAAAUUUUAGUAAUGGGAGAUGUCUCUUAUGGUGCAUGUUGUAUAGAUGACUAUACAGCUAGAUCACUAGAUUGUGAUUUCAUUGUUCAUUAUGCUCACUCAUGUCUCGUCCCAAUAGAUGUUACCGAAAUUAAAGUUCUAUACGUAUUUGUCACUAUAAAUAUUGAUGAAAAACAUCUAAUAAACACGAUAAAGAGGAACUUUGAUCAAGGUUCUCAGAUUGCAAUUUUUGGAACUAUUCAAUUCAACCCAACGAUACAUAGUGUGAAAUCAAAAUUGGAAAAUGAUUUAGAGAAACCAAUAUAUUUAAUACCACCACAGACGAGACCAUUAUCAAAAGGAGAAGUUUUGGGCUGCACUUCUGCAAGGCUAAACAAGGAACAUAUAAAGGCAACUAUUUAUGUAGGCGAUGGAAGAUUUCAUUUGGAGAGUUCAUUGAUUCACAAUCCCGAGAUACCAGCAUAUAGAUAUGACCCUUAUGAUAGAAAGUUUACACGAGAGUAUUAUGAUCAAAAGCAAUUGAUCAGUGUCAGGAAUGAUGCUGUUUUAACAACAAGAAAGGCUAAAAAGAUCGGUUUAAUCUUGGGAGCGUUGGGAAGACAAGGAAAUCCGGUAACUUUACAAAAAUUAGAGACGCAGCUAGCUGGGAAGGGAAUCCAAAUAGUCAAGAUAAUUUUAAGUGAAAUUUUUCCUCAAAAGUUGGCAAUGUUUGAUGAUAUUGAUGCGUUCAUACAAGUUGCAUGUCCAAGAUUAUCGAUAGAUUGGGGUUAUGCAUUCAACAAACCUUUACUUACUCCUUACGAAGCCAUGGUUAUGCUCGAGGAGGAUAAAAUGGGGAACGAAAAAUAUUAUCCGAUGGACUAUUAUUCCAAGGAAGGUUAUGGUAGGGGGCAAUUACUUCGUCACGAAAACAUAGAUAUUUGA